CUUUUCUCGGUAAAUAUUAAUUGUUUAAUGCUUUUCAUCGGCCUUCAUUUUCACAGUUUCUCAAACUGAUAAGCUUUUAUCAGAUAAAUGCACCGAUACUUCGCUUGGCACUGAACGUAGCGCUGUCGCUUUUUCAGUUAGUGGUAAGUCGUUCACUAAUCACAUAAUUCCAAGACUGACGCCUUAUCAUAAUCAAUCCGUCAAUUCUACGUAGAUUGCGACAUGAGUCAUCAAUCACUUCCGAUUUUACAAAAGAACGGACCUUCACCGGCACCGUCACCCACUGUACACCCACAAGAAUUUUUCCUAGCAAACGAAGAUGCAGCAAUUUUGAAAAAAGCCAUGAGGGGUUUUGGAACCAACGAAAAAUCCAUUAUUAAUGUUCUAACAAAACGUUCAUUGGCACAACGUCUAGAAAUUAUCAACCAGUACAACAAUCUCUACAAAACGAACCUAUUAAAAGAAUUCAAAAGCGAGCUGAGUGGUAACUUUCGGAAAUUAAUACAGGCCCUGAUGACACCUCUUCCUCAGUUUUACGCCAAGGAACUACACUACGCUACCAAAGGUUUAGGUACCAACGAACAUAUUCUAAUAGAAAUUUUAUGCACCGUCAAACAUUCACAAAUCGCUGCAAUUCAACAUGCUUAUCACCACAAGUAUAAAAAAACGCUUGACUCUGACGUCCGUGCUGACACUAGUGGCGAUUUCAAAAGUCUCUUGGUGUCUCUAAUAAAUGCAAAACGCGACGAGUCUACAACGACCAAUCUCGAGCAAGCAAAAGCUGACGCUAUGAGUCUAUACAAAGCUGGCGAAAAACGCUGGGGUACUGACGAAUCCACCUUCAACAGAAUUCUGUGUUUUCAGAGCUUCGCCCAACUUCAACUGGUUUUUGAGCACUAUGAUAUUAUAUCUGGACACAGUAUCGAAAAGGCGAUCGAAAACGAGUUUUCUGGUAGUACUAAAGAUUGCCUUUUGAGUAUUAUACAAUGUGUUAGAAACACACCAGCUUUCUUAGCUAAACAGUUACACAAAUCUGUAAAAGGACUAGGAACGAAUGAUCGGGAUUUGAGACGACUGAUUGUGACGAGGUGCGAAAUCGAUAUGGGAGAUAUCAAAAAGGAGUAUCAGGCUAAAUAUUCGGAAUCUCUCGCUGACGCAAUUAAGGGCGACAGUUCCGGGGACUAUAAAAAAUGUAUGUUGACGUUGAUAGGAGAAUAGCCUUAGAACACGAAAAUGAAGUAUUUUAAUAUUGAUUGUAUUAAUUGUGUUGUGAUAUUAAAGUUGUGUAAUCAGAACGAGCUUUAGAACACAAAAUUGAAGUAUGUAUUUUAGUGUUUAAUGUCGAUAACAGGAAAAUGCAAUAAACGUGUGUUGUAA
This is a messenger RNA of Zophobas morio, 1377 nucleotides long. RefSeq names its product annexin B9-like. The record is from RefSeq and is a predicted model, not a curated record. The transcript is spliced from 4 exons. Lineage: Eukaryota; Metazoa; Arthropoda; Insecta; Coleoptera; Tenebrionidae. Gene Ontology annotation, cellular component: cytoplasm. Gene Ontology annotation, molecular function: calcium ion binding; calcium-dependent phospholipid binding. The coding region runs from base 223 to 1218 and encodes 331 amino acids.